This is a messenger RNA of Xyrauchen texanus (razorback sucker), 1204 nucleotides long. Its product is annotated as protein SSUH2 homolog. NCBI's taxonomy places the organism in Eukaryota, Metazoa, Chordata, Actinopteri, Cypriniformes, Catostomidae. The transcript has 12 exons. The record is from RefSeq and is a predicted model, not a curated record. Bases 1 to 1185 code for a protein of 394 amino acids.
AUGACUGACAUUGGCAAUAUUCAGCCCAUGCAAAAAGCUUCCUAUAAGAAAUGUGCUUUUUCAACAAUCUGCUGCAGUUACUAUCGAUUGCAACUGUUUAAAAUAAACAGCAAUAAUUGCUACAAUCUGUUUAAUUUUCUUCCUGCAAGCAUGUUCGAUAGCAUCCCAGGAUAUGAGGGAAUAGUGGACGGAGGAGGUGGUGGGUAUCAUCCACCUCCAAUGCCAUAUGCACCAAUGCCUGUGCCCGAACCUGCCAACCAACCACAGUGGAAAAACGAGAUUCCUUCUAUCUCAGAGGAAAGAGCUCACAAAGCUUUCGAAGAAUAUGUCUCGAACAAAUGCUGCUACAGAUCUGGCCCGGUCAGAGAAGGAAUUAUGACCAACAUGGAAACCUUUAAUACCUACAGAUACCGUUUGGAAACUUUCAUAGAAUCCAGAUCUACUAAAUGGUGUCAGGAGCCUUUCACAGGGCAGCGUGUGGAUGCUGGUAUUCAACCUGCUCCAGGACCAUGGGAGAUUGCUGUCCAACCUCCAGUUUUCUUUACAAAGCACAAGCAGGACGUUAGAGUUCCCUUUACCUCCUCAGUCAAGAACUGUAAUUCGUGCCAAGGAAUGGGAAGUAACCCAUGUUCCUCUUGUGCUGGAGCUAGAAAUAAAGUAUGCUCGGUGUGUAACGGCUCUCGUCAUCGUUCUGAUAACGAGUCCUGCAAUACCUGUGACUACAAUGGACGUGAAAAGUGUAGUUCUUGUGGAGGCAGCGGCUCUCACAAGUGUAAAACCUGUGAGGGAAAGAGACAGCUGCUUGUCUUUAUCAAUCUCAUUGUUAAAUGGAGCACAGAGAAAGAUGAUUAUGUAGGACAACAGUCGAGUGGUUUGAAAGAUCACAAUCUUGAGAGUGUUUCAGGGAAGGAGCUCUUCAAAGAUGCCCAGUACAUGCUAUUCCCAUUGCAUGGUUUCCCUGAUGUUGCAGUUGCACAAGCAUCUGAGCGUUUAAUAAGAGACCAUCAGAAGAAAUAUGGCAAUACCUCCCGCAUAUUACAACAGAGGCAGACAAUAGAGCUCAUACCCAUAACCAGAGUAAACUACACAUGGAAAGAGAAUUCUUAUGUUUACUUUGUGUAUGGAAAUGAGUUUGACGUGAACGCUGAUGACUACCCCACCACCUGCUGCUGUUCUGUGAUGUAACUCUGACAAACGUCAUCAU